AUGCUCGGCGGGGGCUCCCCUCAGGUCGCCCUGUCGUACCAGAUCUGGCUCCGUGAUGUGCCUGGCCCUGGUAGCGGGCGCCUGGCUGCAGCGGCUGCCCACAGGUCCACCUGCCUGCGGCUGAUGGCGAUGGUGGUCACUGGCUGGGGUUCAAGGGUUGCUGACUUCGCCACGCCAUCCGCCGCAUCAUUCCCAGCGUGGUCGAUGUGGCUCGGAAUCCAGUUGAUUGUUGCUUGCUAUACAUGGGGUCCUUUCCUGAUAAUUACACCUGCUUCUACUCUACAUAACUGGACUGGUGAAAUAGCCAGAUUUGUGCCCAGUUUCCAGGUAGUUCCAUAUUGGGGUAAUCCUGAAGAACGUAAAAAUCUUCGAAAGUUUUUUGAUGGCAAAAAUCUUGGAACAAGGGAGGCUAGUUUCCAUAUAGUAGUAACCAGUUAUCAGAUUGUUAUUCAAGAUUUCAAGUUUUUGAACCGCUUAAAGUGGAACUACAUGGUUCUUGAUGAAGCCCAAGCCAUCAAAAGCAUUAACAGUCAGAGAUGGAAGCUGCUGCUAGGGUUCAGCUGCAGGAACCGCUUGCUGUUGUCAGGGACAACCAAUCCAGAAUAGCAUGGCUGAACUUUGGGCUUUGCUACACUUUAUUAUGCCCACACUCUUUGACUCACAUCUGUGGUUUAAUGAAUGGUUUAGUAAAGAUAUUGAAGGACAUGUAGAAAACAAAACCCAUGUUGAUGAAAGUAAGUAUGUUCCUCAUGAUACUGUGUUAUGGUAAAAUACUUUAACCAGUCUUCAUAUUGGCAUUUGUGUGCAUUAAAGUUCUCAUAUU
This is a messenger RNA of Cherax quadricarinatus, 823 nucleotides long. The record is from RefSeq and is a predicted model, not a curated record. NCBI's taxonomy places the organism in Eukaryota, Metazoa, Arthropoda, Malacostraca, Decapoda, Parastacidae.